UACGAGCGGCCAAGUGAGAUGAAGCGGCGACGAGGGGUCGAAGGGGGUCGCCUCGCCGGAUCGGAGAAUCGUUUACAACGACGUGGCGAGACGACCCGCCGCUCGGACGCUCGUUCCAUUUGACGGCCACGCGGAUAUCGGAUUUCCGGUUACGCCGCGGACGAAACGGACGUGGAUGGAUGUCGGGAGAUUAUCGGAUCGACGGAUCCUGACGAUCCGCGAUCGAGCGCCGAGCUCCUGGAACUCACGUCCGAUUGCACUCGCCGAUCGCGACGUGUGCCCGAUGAUGUGUCAACGUUACAUAAUUUUCUGAUACGUCAACCGUCACCUGGCUAUCGCGAUAAGAGCGUUAAAUAAUGGCAAGCGAAUCUUGGAAUGUCUUGGUGACGGGAGGCGCCGGUUAUAUUGGUUCUCAUACAGUGUUGGAAUUGUUACAAGCAGGCGUUCGGGUGGUGGUAAUAGACAACCUUAGCAAUGCGCACAAAGCUGCAAAUUCUGAAAAACCAGAAUGUCUCCUCAGAGUGGAAAAAUUGACAAACAAAAACGUUACGUUCGUCAAUUGCGACAUCACAAACAUCAACGAUCUGAGAAGUGUAUUUCAGAAACAGAGUACUUUUCAUUGUGUUAUACAUUUCGCUGCAUUGAAGGCCGUUGGCGAGUCAUGUGAGAAACCACUCGAAUACUAUAAAGUUAAUGUCAGCGGAACGAUAAAUCUAUUACAAGUUAUGCGGGAGCACAAUGUAAAGCGUUUUAUCUAUUCGAGUAGUGCCACAGUCUAUGGCGUACCUGAGCAACUUCCUUUGGUAGAAGACAUGAAAACUGGCAAAUGCACAAAUCCUUACGGAAAGACCAAAUUCAUGGUUGAAGAAAUACUCAAGGACUUGUGUGCAUCAGACAAGGAAUGUUCCGUUAUAUCUUUGAGAUAUUUUAAUCCUGUCGGCGCACAUCCCUCGGGUGAAAUUGGAGAAGAUCCCAACGGUAUUCCGAAUAAUUUAAUGCCCUAUAUUGCUCAAGUUUCUGUUGGAAAAAGAGACGUAUUAUAUGUUUAUGGCAAUGACUACGAUACUCUUGAUGGUACAGGUGUACGUGAUUACAUCCAUAUUAUGGAUCUGGCAGUUGGACACAUGAAAGCCGUGAUGUAUCAAAAGACUCGUAAUCCAAUGGGAUUCAAGGCGAUAAAUCUCGGCACUGGAAAGGGCUAUUCUGUGCUCGAGGUUGUGCAUGCAUUUGAGAGAGCAUCCGGACGGAAAAUACCAUACAAAGUAGUCGAACGUAGACCAGGUGACAUCUCUGCCAGUUACGCCGAUGCUAGUAGCGCUAAUCGAGAACUAGACUGGAUUGCUACAAGAAACAUGGAUGACAUGUGUAAAGAUACGUGGAAAUGGCAGCAAAAUAAUCCAAACGGUUACAAACGCUAAUAAGCGUUACCCGUUAUGCCUAAAUAACUAUGGGAAACUUGCUAUUACACGGUUUGCCUUCCGCUUAUCAUUGGAUAUAUAACGAAACCAUGGUGGUAUACAGUUACCAAAGUUUAGACCAAAGCAUAAGAAAAGUAGUUAUUUAUCUGUUACAUUAAGCGAAUUUAAUAUAUGAAUACAAGGAUAAUUCAUGUCUCGCGAAAUUUAACGUUGAAAAAGUUUUGUUCGGUAUCUCUUUAUAUAAAUCUAUUAAAUAUAUUUUAAAUCUUUUUUACGUGUAUCAAAAUUAAAUUUCUGUCGUAACACAGUGCCAUUUUAAAUAGUUGCAAUAAGUAUUUUAUAAACUAAUGUGUAUAUAUAUAAUCUAUAAAAAAUUUAUAUAUAAAACAUGUGUAAAAGAUACUUUUCUAUGUACGUCAGUGGUGCGAAAGCAGUGUAAAUAAUUGUGAUUUAUGGCGAAUAAUUACGAAAUAAUAAAGUUAUUAUAAAAGGG
Molecule: messenger RNA, 1911 nt
Organism: Vollenhovia emeryi
Lineage: Eukaryota; Metazoa; Arthropoda; Insecta; Hymenoptera; Formicidae
Gene: Gale
Product: UDP-glucose 4-epimerase
Exons: 7
Coding region: 357-1418 (353 amino acids)
Biological process (GO): beta-D-galactose catabolic process via UDP-galactose, Leloir pathway
Cellular component (GO): cytosol
Molecular function (GO): UDP-glucose 4-epimerase activity
Source: RefSeq, a predicted model, not a curated record